AUGGAAUCUCGUAAUUGGAUGUAUAAUAGGACAAACGAAAACCGAGGGGGGAUGAGGCAAGAAUUUGUAGAUGGUGUCGAUGCUUUUGUUGGCUAUGCAAUGACACUUGAAACUUUUCUAAGUCAUGGCUUGGUUAGGUGCCCUUGUGUGAAAUGUCAAUGUAGGAAUUACGAGAAUCGAGAGAUUGUUAGGCUUCAUCUCUAUAAAGACGGCUUUCAAAAAGAUUAUACAGUGUGGACUAGUCAUAGAGAAAUGAAUAGUAGUUUUGGUAGAUUUCAAGACUUUGUUGUUGGUGAAAGUAGUAGGGCGGUGGAACCUAAUGUCCAAAAUUCUAGAAUGCACGACAUGGUUCAAGAUGCUUAUGGGAUGCAUUCCGAUUUUGAAUCCGGAAACUAUGGUGAAGAAGCUCCAAAUGAAGAAGCUAGUCGUUUUUUUGAACAGUUGAAAAAGGCUAGUCAGCCUUUAUAUAACGGGAGUCCCCACUCUCAAUUGUCUAUUGCUGUUAGAUUAUUAAGCAUCAAAGCAGAUUGGAAUGUUCCUCAAGGUGUAAUGGAUGCUGUGAUUGGCCUUAUACAUGAAUUAGUUGACCCGAAUUUAGAGAUACCUGAAAAUUACUAUAAGGCAAAGAGACUAGUGUCUAAGUUAGGACUCUCGUCGAUGAGAAUUGAUUGUUGUGAAAAUGGAUGCAUGUUAUACUAUAAGGAUGACGAAGGUCUAGAAUCUUGUAAGUUUUGUGGAAGAGCUCGUUUUAAGCAGACUCAUAGCGGGAAGAGGGUUGUCGUUAAAGCGAUGCAUUACUUACCUCUUACACCAAGGUUAAAGAGGUUGUACGCAUCAAAUAGCUGCGCUCGUCAUAUGAGAUGGCACAGUGAAAAUAGAAGGUCGCCUGGUGUUAUGUGUCAUCCAUCAGACGGAGAGGCUUGGAAACAUUUUGACACAACACAUCCAGAAUUUGCGGCUGAACCACGAAACAUUAGGUUGGGUUUAUGUUUCGAUGGAUUCACUCCACAUUCUGUUUCUGCUGCACCAUAUUCUUGCUGGCCUGUUUUUUUAACACCAUAUAAUCUUCCACCUGAGUUGUGGGUUGAGACGUUUGACGUUUCUCUUAAGCAGAAUUUUAAUUUGCGGGCCACUUUAAUGUGGACUAUUAAUGAUUUUUCUGCCUACGGGAUGUUGUCUGGGUGGAUGACUGCUGGAAAGAGUAUGAAAAAUGCAUUUAGGAAGAACAAAAUUGAACGAAACUAUCCACCUCCAAGACUUUCGGGAGUGGAAAUUUGGGAGAGGGUUGAGAACUUUCCAAAAGUUACUGAAGAACCACCGUACAAGUUCGAUGGGUAUGGGCUUGCACAUAACUGGACCAAACAGAGCAUAUUUUGGGAGUUACCAUAUUGGAAGGAUAAUCUUCUCCGGCAUAAUCUUGAUGUUAUGCACAUUGAAAAAAUUACUUUGAUAAUUUAUUCAAUACAGUAA
Molecule: messenger RNA, 1470 nt
Organism: Lycium barbarum (goji berry)
Lineage: Eukaryota; Viridiplantae; Streptophyta; Magnoliopsida; Solanales; Solanaceae
Exons: 3
Coding region: 1-1470 (489 amino acids)
Source: RefSeq, a predicted model, not a curated record